Molecule: messenger RNA, 1100 nt
Organism: Babjeviella inositovora NRRL Y-12698
Lineage: Eukaryota; Fungi; Ascomycota; Pichiomycetes; Serinales
Gene: RPS5
Product: 40S ribosomal protein uS7
Exons: 1
Coding region: 195-872 (225 amino acids)
Biological process (GO): ribosomal small subunit assembly; translation
Cellular component (GO): cytosolic small ribosomal subunit; ribosome
Molecular function (GO): rRNA binding; mRNA binding; structural constituent of ribosome
Source: RefSeq, a predicted model, not a curated record
GAAUUUUCACCUUACUGAUGACGAACUUUCCUACCACUUUCUUCCUCUCUCUCUGUACCCGCUAACUACUACUCCCCCUUACUACCAUUCCACAUAGCGCCUACUACACGCACACGCUAAUUAUUAAUAUCACCACAUAACAUCACUCGUUUAGAACACGCUAUUUUUUCCCUUUCAAGAACCAUCUCUUUAAAAUGUCCGACGUCGAAGAACAGUACCAAGAAGAACCAGUCGUCCAACAGGAAGCUGAAUUGCAAUUAGUUGAAUUGGCCACCCCAAUCCCAGCUGAUGUUCAGGCCGCUCAGCAGGAAAUCAAGUUGUUCAACAAGUGGACCUUCCAGGACAUCUCUGUUAAGGACAUUGCUUUGACUGAUUACAUCCAGGUCUCCAAGCCAGUCUUUGUCUCUCACACUUCCGGUAGAUACGCUGCCAAGAAGUUCAGAAAGGCUCAGUGCCCAAUCAUUGAAAGAUUGACUAACUCCUUGAUGAUGAACGGUAGAAACAACGGUAAGAAGUUGAAGGCCGUCAGAAUCGUCAAGCACGCUAUGGAGAUCAUCCACAUCUUGACCGAUGCCAACCCAUUGCAGGUCAUCGUUGACGCUAUCGUCAACUGUGGCCCAAGAGAAGACUCUACCAGAAUUGGUUCUUCCGGUGCCGUCAGAAGACAGGCCGUCGAUGUCUCUCCAUUGAGAAGAGUCAACCAGGCUAUCUCUUUGUUGACCGUUGGUGCUAGAGAAGCCGCUUUCAGAAACAUCAAGACCAUCGCCGAAUGUUUGGCCGAAGAAUUGAUCAACGCUGCCAAGGGUUCCGCUACUUCUUAUGCCAUCAAGAAGAAGGAUGAACUUGAGAGAGUUGCCAAGUCUAACCGUUAAGAACUUUAUGUCACGUUGUCAGCGUGGUUUACACGUGGCUUUGUAUAUUUGGGGUUUUUAAUGUUUAGUUAAACGUGUACAAUUUGUAUCAACCUUUUUACCACUGUGGGUUGUAGAUACGCCAGUGAUGUCGGACCUGGGCCCCAAAAUAUGUAGUGGCAAAACGGCUGAAAUGUCGAAAAAACUGGCAUGGUAUUUGUAAAAAAUAGAUAGAAAUAAUGGUCCCUA